Molecule: messenger RNA, 843 nt
Organism: Dromiciops gliroides (monito del monte)
Lineage: Eukaryota; Metazoa; Chordata; Mammalia; Microbiotheria; Microbiotheriidae
Product: heterogeneous nuclear ribonucleoprotein H2-like
Exons: 3
Biological process (GO): regulation of RNA splicing
Cellular component (GO): ribonucleoprotein complex; nucleoplasm
Molecular function (GO): RNA binding
Source: RefSeq, a predicted model, not a curated record
AUGGGGCCUGGCAAGGGAGUGCAGCUUAAAGAAGUGGCAGUGGUAGCGGUGGCAGCGCUGGUGGCAACGACUGGUCCAAAUAGCCGUGGCACUGCCAAUGAUGACUUUGUGCAUCUAGGAGGCUGUAGUAAGGAAGAAAUUGCUCAGUUUCUUUCAGAGAUGGAAAUCAUGCCAAAUGGAGUAACACUGCUAGUUGGAAGUCCAGAGGAAGAAUAUGGUGUCUAUGGUGGAGGGCAAGGAGGCUGUGAUGACUACAAUGGAUAUAAUGAUGGAUAUGACUUUGGGUCAGAUAGAGACUCUCAAUUACUAUUUUUUCAGGAAUGUCUGUCUGAUCAUAGAUAUGGAGAUGGUGGGUCCACUUUCCAGAGUAUAACAGGCCAUUGUGUGCACAUGAAAGGAUUACCUUACAGAGCUACUGAAAAUGAUAUUUACAAUUUUAUCUCACCACUCAACCCUGUGCAAGUACACAUUGAAAUUGGACCCGAUAGCAGAGUGACUGGAAAAGCAGAUGUUGAAUUUGCUACACUUGAAGUUGCUGUGGCAGCUAUGUCAAAAGAUAAAACAAAUAUGCAGCAAAGAUAUGUAGAUUGCUUCUCAAAUUCUACAGCAGGAACAAGCAGUGGUCCUUAUGGUUUGUUAAAUUAGUUAAGGUAAGGUGGUCCAGCUAGCUAGCAGCUGGCUGGUGUUUAUGGAGAAGACUUUGGUGAUCAAAGCAUCAUGAGCAGAUAUGACCAAAGAAGGCAAAGAGCAGUGAAUAGUAUCUACUACAGUAGUGGGAGUUGUGUAUCUAUGGGAAUAAAUGGAAUGGGAGGGAAGCGCAACAUGUCCAAUAUGAAUUGGUAG